Molecule: messenger RNA, 7519 nt
Organism: Physeter macrocephalus (sperm whale)
Lineage: Eukaryota; Metazoa; Chordata; Mammalia; Artiodactyla; Physeteridae
Gene: VANGL1
Product: VANGL planar cell polarity protein 1
Exons: 8
Coding region: 172-1746 (524 amino acids)
Biological process (GO): multicellular organism development
Cellular component (GO): plasma membrane
Source: RefSeq, a predicted model, not a curated record
CCGCGGGCCGCGGAGCCCGCACGGCCGGCGCGGAGAAUUCGUUCCCGCCGAAGAGGAAGUCCUCGAUUCCCAGGCCCUUUGAGGUCUGAGGAGGAGUCCAGUAGGUGAGAUUCUCUACCUCUAAGGAGAAACAGUACCUGCUCCUUCAGCAAGAGCAAGCUCUCCAUUGCUAUGGAUACCGAAUCCACGUAUUCUGGAUAUUCUUACUAUUCUAGUCAUUCGAAAAAAUCUCACAGACAAGGGGAAAGAAAUAGAGAGAGGCACAAAUCACCCCGGAAUAAAGAUGGCAGAGGGUCAGAAAAAUCUGUCACCAUUCAAGCUCCCACUGGAGAGCCCCUGUUGGCAAAUGAUUCUACUCGGACGGAGGAAGCUCAGGAUGACAACUGGGGGGAGACCACCACGGCCAUCACAGGCACGUCGGAGCACAGCAUCUCGCAGGAGGACAUCGCCCGCAUCAGCAAGGACAUGGAGGACAGCGUGGGGCUGGACUGCAGGCGCUACCUGGGCCUCACGGUCGCCACGGUGCUCGGACUCCUGGUCUUCCUCACCCCCAUCGCCUUCAUCCUGCUACCCCCCAUCCUGUGGCGGGAGGAGCUGGAGCCUUGUGGCACCAUCUGCGAGGGACUCUUCAUCUCUGUGGCAUUCAAGCUCCUCAUUCUGCUCAUUGGGACCUGGGCGCUGUUUUUCCGCAAGCAGAGAGCCGACGUGCCGCGGAUCUUCGUGUUCCGUGCCCUCUUGUUGGUCCUCAUCUUUCUCUUCGUGGUUUCCUAUUGGCUUUUUUACGGGGUCCGCAUUUUGGACUCUCGGGACCGAAAUUACCAGGGCAUCGUGCAAUACGCCGUCUCCCUCGUGGAUGCUCUCCUCUUCAUCCACUACCUGGCCGUUGUCCUGCUGGAGCUCAGACAGCUGCAGCCCAUGUUCACACUGCAGGUGGUCCGCUCCACUGAUGGCGAGUCCCGCUUCUACAGCUUUGGACACCUGAGUAUCCAGCGAGCAGCAUUGGUGGUUCUGGAAAAUUACUAUAAAGAUUUCACCAUCUAUAACCCCAACCUCCUAACAGCCUCCAAAUUCCGAGCAGCCAAGCACAUGGCCGGGCUGAAAGUCUACAACGUAGAUGGCCCCAGUAAUAACGCCGCUGGUCAGUCCCGGGCAAUGAUCGCUGCAGCUGCUCGGCGCAGGGACUCGAGCCACAACGAGUUGUAUUAUGAGGAGGCAGAACAUGAACGGCGGGUGAAGAAGCGGAGAGCAAGGCUGGUGGUUGCAGUGGAGGAGGCUUUCAUCCACAUCCAGCGUCUCCAGGCUGAGGAGUAUCAGAAAGCCCCAGGGGAGGUGAUGGACCCCAGGGAGGCCGCCCAGGCCAUCUUCCCCUCCAUGGCCCGGGCUCUGCAGAAGUACCUGCGCACCACCCGGCAGCAGCACUUCCACAGCAUGGAGAGCAUCCUGCAGCACCUGGCCUUCUGCAUCACCAACAGCAUGACCCCAAAGGCCUUCCUCGAGCGGUACCUCAGCACGGGUCCCACGCUGCAGUACGACCGGGAGCGCUGGCUCGCCAUGCAGUGGCGGCUCAUCAGUGAUGAGGCCGUGACCAGCGGGCUGCGGGAUGGACUCGUUUUUGUCCUCAAAUGCUUGGACUUCAGCCUCGUAGUCAAUGUGAAGAAAAUUCCGUUCAUCAUGCUCUCGGAAGAGUUCAUAGACCCCAAGUCUCACAAAUUUGUCCUUCGCUUACAGUCCGAGACGUCGGUUUAAAAGUUCUAUAUUUGUGGCUUUAUUAAAAAAAAAAAAAAAGAAUAUAUAGAGAGAGAUAUAUAUGUAUACCAGAGGGGCAUCUUUGUUUUUAUUAUUCUUCAUUGCUGACUGAACUGGCAGAUGAGAGACCAGGGUCCUUUGACCAUCUGCACUUUAUUUGGAAGGAAGCAGAAGAUGUCCGUCCUGGAAAAAUGUGACUGAUGACAUCUGACUUGGGGAUGGGACGUCUCGAGAAGCCGUUCCCUGGCGUUUCUGUGACAGCUGCAAACCAAAGCGGAGCUGGAGGUUCUUGGGAACCUCGCCUUACCACUCGUCCCUGCCUUUCGUCCAGCACCCAGCCCUGCCCUGGCUUCUGGCCAUCCCACUCGUGGGCCUCUGGGCACACGUCUUUGUCCUGUUUCAGGGAACCAGACAGGACAUGUCCACACGUGUUUAUAUAUGUAAACAUCCGGCACCACGGGAGCCAUGGGCUGUUCACGAAACGCCUGCCUUCAUCUUUGUUCUCUGUUGCCUUAGGUUCUGCAGAGAAAGAUCACAACGACAAACGUGCACUGUCAGUUUACAGAUCUUAAUGAUUUUAUUUUUUUCCCCAAAGAGAGAAUCUGCCUGCCCCGGUUUUGACCUGCUUGCCUACCAGCUUGAGCAGGUAGCCCCUUCCUAACCCAGUGAUGGCCUACCUGUCCCCACUCCAUCCCACCCCCACCCCCCCAAAACACACCACACCCUACCUGGCUGGUAUCCCCCAGCCAGGGAGCCCAGCCUUCAGAGCCGCCCAGGACCUGGCUCUUCACGUGUGCCCUCGGGCUCCAUGCACAGCCUCAGGUCCGCCCCACGGAUUGUUUGUUUACGUAGGGAAGGGUGAGGUACCCCCCAGGUAGGUCCCAGGGAGGGCAUGCCAGCUGGGAUGUCCCUUUCAGGCUGCGGCAGGAGCCCCUCCGCCCCCAUCCUCCUCCCACUGCUCUACACCCACCAGGGGGAGACCCACGCUGUGACUCAGGGACUGGCAAGUUCAGCUCGGAGCCUCCAUUUCCCGGGAGAUACAUCCUCACAAAGCUCCAUAGCAAGCUGCCCUGCCAAGGGACAGCUGCGGCGUCCAGCCCCUGACUUCUGACCACUGUGCGCGCUCAUCACCUCCGCCCCUUACUACCCGGGCACAGGCUCCUUUAGGCCCUGGUGCUGAAUCACUCGUAGUUGGCAGUAAAUUGAGGAAGGGGAAUGGGCAAGCUGCAGCAUUUGGGGAAAGGAAAGUAGGGAGCCGAGCUUGUGAUCCAGAAUGAUGCCGGCCUGGUCUGUUUCUUAGAUGGUUUCGGUGGGCUUGCCUGGGCCCGGGCCCAGGGGAGCAGCCGGGCCGGGCGAGUGGAGGCGCCAAUGGGCAGAGCCCUGCAGCGGCCUUCAGUUCCUCCAUCUGCCUUCCUGUAUCCACAGCAAACCUUUGCAAAGUGUUCACUCUCGCUUUUCCCCAGUGUUUAGGGUAACCAGUCACCUUGCUAUAGCCAAGGGUGAUACUGUCAAAUACUCUUUGUGUAUGUGUUCGCAUGUACCCUUUCUGGUUUAUGCAUUCCACAAGUGGUGCAGUGUUUGUUAUUACUGUCUUAAACCAAAAUUGGCUUUCGAUAUUUGUCACACACCUGUACCUGAAAAAGUAAACAGCGUUCUUGAAUCCACAGCCUUCAGGUCAACAAGAAGAUGUGUUGGAAAAGCAGGAAGGAGAAACCAGUCGGUGUGGUGUGGAACCAAGACAUACUAUUUAACUACAUGGUUUCCGUUUAUGAAAAACACAUACCAUGUAACCAUGGUGCUUUUGUUCUUCUUAGUUUUGCCUUUAGGUCCCUUCAAGCCGGACAUUCCUUUUGAUAAUGUCUUUCUCAGGAAUAUAUUUUGGGAGACUGGGCAAGGGAUGGUGAAUGUAUAAGAGACUUUGGCUGCAUAAAGGUUAUACUGUCCCAGACUAAAUGUAUCAGAGGCUGCUGCAUCAGAAACCCAGCAAUAGAAGUGCCAUACAUGUAUAUGCAUAUGCCUAAUAAUGACACUAUCCAUCAACAUUCUAAAAAACUGUGCUUACAAUCCUGUCUUCAAUUAUCAGUCCAGAAGGGGUUAAGUUGGAUUCAUGGCUUUGGUGCCUGCCCUCCCAGCAGGGUGAAGAAAGGUUUAAAUUAAAGAAUUUCUUUUCUCUCUCUCCCACUCUUUGCAUAGGAGAAUGUCAGACUUUGUGAAAUUAUUGUUUCUGUUUUAAAUUGAAUAUUGAUUUUUUUUUACACUGACUUUGUAUUGAGUCCUUUUCGAAAGAACAACGUAAUAAAAUGCAGGAUCUUUGUAUCAAGCCUUUGCACUUGCAAACUCUUAAUAGCUUGAGUUACUGGUGCAGUGGGAACAAUGUAAAUGGCAUUUUUUAAAAAAUAUAAGUUUUCAGAAAAGCUGUAUCAUACAAUUGAACACAGUCCUUUUCAGUUCUUGCAGUCAAUAAGCUCUUCUUUUGAAAAGGAGUAAACUGUGCCCUGGUCUAGUAGAAUUAGAAGAUAAGUUCACAUUAGAGGAUACAAGAUUUUGUUUGCCUGAAAUGUUUAUAGAUUUUCUAUAACUUUCAACCUGUUAUUAAAAUGUGAACGUUCAACAGUAAGGAGUAGAAAAACUUAAUGAGGAGUAUAUGUCUGAGGUCGUUCUCUUCCCUGGUGAUGUUUUAACCAGUAGAUAGUUUCUGUUCUUAAAUGUGUACUUUUGAAGAUAAUGACAAUUUUUAAUCGUCCACGAACUAAACAUUGAAGUCUGCAUUCUUAGAGCUGGAAGGGAUUUUAAGGUUUUGUGAUUGAUCCAUCCUUUGCAUUAUCAGUUAAGUCAAAACGUGUAAUAGUUUUGCGAAAGUUUUUAAAGUAAGCCCUAGAGAAAAUGCUUGACCAUUUUUUGCCCAGCUGUCAUCAUCUCCCUUCCUCCCUCUCUGUCCUCUGUCUACGCACAGGACAAAUUCCGUACAGCCAAUGGAUAGAGGAAAGUGGCCGUAGUAUGUGUGUGUGUGUGUGUGUGUUGUGCUGCGGCUCAUCAUUGCCAGAGCUCGGACCUCCUUUGCAGUGGGGAGACUGGCUGUUCGGGUGUGUGUUGGGUGGGCAUGAGGUGCUCCACUGUCUUCACCAUAGUUGGUGGUAGUCGAGUACUCUCUUGUGUCUCCUGGUCACUUUGGUGUGCGUGUGUAUAGAUAAGGCUGUAGCCCUGUGGGAAGCCACGAGCCUGUUAGGCUGACAGAAACUGAUGACCCUGCCCCUCCUUACUUUCUCCCGGGAGAGUGAGUGUAGCAGCCACUCAGUGAAAUCAGCAAAAUCAAGUCCUUGGUUUACUCCCGUCUAUGUGAACCCUGCUAUGGAAGGCUCCCUACACUGGGACGCAUAUUUGUUUGUGGGUGUGUGUUUCCAUAUAUGUGAGCAUUUCUCUGAGUGUAAUUACCAGAUGGACGGCAUGUUUAUGUUAGCCAUCUGAACAUCUGUGUUAUCUGUAACAGAUGGGUGUGUAUCUCAGCAAAUAACUUGUGGAUGUGUUUAUAUAGAUGAGUGUGUGAAAGUCCAUGUGUUUCUACAUAUGCCCUGUGUUUGAGAGAUAUCCUAACAGCACCCGUCUUCUGGGAGGUUACUCUAAAGCCAGAUACUUCUCCCUCCCCUCCUUUACUCCUUCUCCUAGGUUACACUGGCUUCUCCCCAGGAGUAAAUGGCUUUAGCACAGCAGUGUCUUCUGGAGAGCCUGCUGUCCUGUAGGCAAGUCCAUUAGACUUUCUUGCCUCAGGACUUUAUGACCUGAAAACAACAAGAAUCAAAGAAAGGUCAAGCUCCAUGAUAAUGACUGCUCCAACUUCACUACCCCGGAAGCCUUACCAUAGAUUUCUCAAUAUAACUUAAAAGUUGAGCUUCAUUUUAAAAAAAGAUUGAUUACUAAAAGCACAGAAAUGGUGCCAUAAUAUUCAAAUAGUCCAGCAGAGACCCUGCAAUUGUAAAGUGAUGUAAGUAUUUCUGGGUAGUGUUUGUGCUUUGUGAGUCUUGUUUUACAAAAAAUAAAUCACUACUGUGAAUUUACUGCUAUGUAACCUUGUGGUCAUAAUCCAUUAUAAAUAAAAUAUGAGUUAUUCUUAAGCCCAUAGCACAGAUUUUGAAUGAUAUUCAGUGCAGUAGUGAAUAAGGUACCUUAGACACUACAUUGAAAUCUCUAUAUUGAGGUUUAACCAAGUGGAUGCCCAGAAAAUUAGAUUUGGGGUCACAUUUUUGACAAAAUAUAUUUUGGUCAAAGAAGGAAGAGAAGGGUAAUAAGAUGUAUCUAUCAGGUAUCGUAUGUUAGGCGUUGUCUUAGAAUGUGAAUUCCUUUAAGGUAGGCGUUAUCUGAAUUUUACAGGUAAGAAAAGGGUUAAUCAGAGAGGGAGGAACUUGCUUAAAAUCUCAUGGCUAAUACAUGAAAUUUCAAAUCUAAUGUUUGAUUCCAAUCCCACAGUCACUGUACAUUGAAGUAUUACCUAAAUAAUUUGGCAUUUUCUGGAUGUGGAGGAGAGACCUGAGGAUACUUAACCUUGAAUCAAAACCUGGGAUUGGGGGAUCGUUGGAGGUGGAAUCACAUCUGUUCUUUGACCUCGGGUUUGCACCAGAGCUGUGGCUCCAGGGAAAGCUGCUCCGCCGUGCUGGCAAAUUUCUCAGGAAUUUUGAUGGAAUGAACUUGAGAAUCCUCCUUCCCUUAGGAAAAACCAGCCCUGCUAUCGCUGCACCUGCUGUAGGACUCAGAUGCUAUUGUUCUGGCAGCCACCCUUUGCUUCUGCCCCUCUCCCCCUCCACUCCCACCCUGCUGGCUUGGGCAGGUGUGCACCUUGGGGAGGUGUGCAGGGGCUCACCUGGCCUCCUUCCAACCUGAGGAGGCCUCUUCCUGGUGCUUCGUCAACAUUAUGCCCCAACAGCUUCCACUGGUUGGGGUGGGAGAGGGACUGCCUGCAGCCCAGCCUAGGGAGGUUUGGGACUGGUGCCCCUGGCCUCCAUCCUUGACUUCAAGUUCUCAGCAAGCACUUUGCAUCCCACUCUUUUCCCCACAUUUGCCCUCUAGAGUUUUAAUCACUAGACAUAAAACAGGACUCUGAGCACACUGUUUUUCUCUCUUCCAAUGUCUUGAGGUUUUGGUUUAGUUGUGCAUAAACUACCUUCUCUCCUGCUGUUUGCUUUCAGUAGAGGAUAAGAAAAGAAAGAUGACACACCUCUCAGCAUUGCUGCUUAUUAGGAACGGGUAGGACACAUUUUCAGAGGGUAAAUAGGGAAUGUAUAACUACUGAAUAAAAUUAGAUUUUCGUACUCUGGGUCCCUUUUGCCAGGCCUGUCCCAUUUCUACUUAGGUAACCCAAUUUGUUUUGUUUCACCUGUAACAUAAAUCUCUUCAAUGGGUUGUUUUAGAGUCUCCCCAACACAACAACAGAUUUCUGACACCUGAAGCAGCACAGUGAAAUAUUACUCCCAAUAUGGCGCCAGCAAUCUACAAUUGAUAUCUCUCGGCUUGAAAACAUCAGUGUUUUGUCCUUGUUUUAGUGGGAUAAAAACACUCUUAAGCCUUGGGGACAAAUGUGACCAAUUCCCAGGCUUUUAUCUUGAGUGUCUUUGGCACUUCUUUUGGCGCUGAAAUAAUACUUGGAUAAAAAUAUUUGAAUGUGCAGUGUCUGGUUUUGUAUCUGCUUGUAUUUAUCUGAGCUUUCCCUUGUGCACAUGAGCUUUCAUUCUGAAGGAGGUCAUCCUUUAGGAGUUUUUAAACCCCCCAAAGCCCUCACCUUGGG